UUGCCAUGCUGGUGUUUGUGGUCGGCCACCUCCACCCUCGCGUGAACCAAAGUAUUGUGGGAGGGCUAGAAAAUACUACGAAUGUCUGCAUUAUACAGUUAUGAAAAAAAACCACUGCACCUUAUUGCAAAGAGAAAUAGCCACGCAGAGGAUGUUUGAAACUGUAACGAACAUGGCCCGAAUGCGCUGCAAAACAACAUCUGCAAGUGAUGGAACAUGUGAUGUGGAUUCUUGCGUUUAUCCCAACAGCAGCUCAAAAUCUUUCUGCCACAAAGCGAUUGCGUACAAGGGAUGCACACUAAAAGCCUAUAUAGAUUCGGACACCUGUCAUCAGAAACAGAAGCAACAAGUGUAUUUAAAUACUAUUGCACUCUUAGCCGGCGCCUGCGAGAAACAAUGCCCAAGAUUCUGAACCCUGAUCAGCAUUUGCAUGUCAACCUGCCGUUCUGUAUUAUGACAUGCUAAUACUACUAUGUCAACUCACCCAGCAGUGAGAAGACAAAUAAAAAAAUA
This is a messenger RNA of Physella acuta, 513 nucleotides long. RefSeq lists its product as uncharacterized. Lineage: Eukaryota; Metazoa; Mollusca; Gastropoda; Physidae. The record is from RefSeq and is a predicted model, not a curated record.